AAGAGGGUGUUGUAAACAAGAGGGAAAGGAGACGUCUCAGAAUGCAACACAAGAAGCAGACCGUUUAACAAAAUAAGCAGAUGUUAUGAGUUUUUCGAUCGAUGGAGAAGACGCUAGUAUUUCUUACAGAGUGUUUCAAAACUGUGCCCUGGACCCACUACACCCUGGAUUGAUUCAAAAUGGCGGACGACGAAAAGACCGAAAAUUGUGAAGAAAGCUCCGAGAAAGAUGAUACCGCUGAUUCUCCCCUUGCUAACGGAGUCUCUGAAUCGAGCGAAUUCAAAAAUUCUGCCGUUAUUACAAGCAAUAACAAAAAGAAAAAGAAAAAAGGGAAAAAGAAAGAUGAAUCCACAUCGCUUUUGCCAUCACCCCAAGCUCUAGCACAACUGCAAAAGGCGGUGGGUCGAUUACGUUUUAAUGAAGCUAUCAAUGGGGGAAAAGGAAAAGGAAAAAAUGCGAAUGUGUUUGAGAAAAAGUACGAGUUUUGGGAUACACAGCCGGUUCCGAAAUUGACGGAGGUUUGUCUUGAAAAUCGUGCAGUUGAAGAUGAUAAAAAAAUUGAAGACAUUAGGCAAGAUGAAUAUUCGCUCCCUAAUGGAUUUGAAUGGGCAACUUUGGAUAUUGAUGACGAGAUGCAGCUGAAAGAAUUGUAUCAACUAUUAAAUGAAAAUUAUGUUGAAGAUGAUGACAAUAUGUUUAGAUUUGAUUAUUCCUCGGAUUUUCUAAAAUGGGCGCUGAAACCACCUGAAUGGAAAAAACAGUGGCAUUGUGGUGUACGUGUUUCUUCAAACAAAAAAUUAGUUGGCUUCAUUAGUGCUGUACCUGCAACAAUCAAUAUUUAUAACACAGUUAAGAAAUGCGUUGAGAUCAAUUUCCUUUGCGUACACAAGAAACUUCGGGAAAAACGUGUCGCCCCAGUCCUUAUCCGUGAAAUAACAAGACGAGUAAACUUGCAGGGAAUAUUUCAAGCCGUGUACACUGCUGGAGUUGUCUUACCUAAACCAGUCUCCGCAUGUCGGUAUUGGCACAGAUCACUUAAUCCAAAGAAGCUUGUUGACUGCAAGUUUUCAAAUCUUAGCAAAAAUAUGACGAUGUCAAGGUUGAUAAAGUUGUACAAGUUGCCAGAGGAGAUUACCUUACCUAAUCUUUAUCCUAUUCUACCCAAUGAUAUGGAGGAUGCCUACUUGAUUGUUAAAGAGUAUUUGAAAAAAUUCUCACUUUCGCCUGUGUUUUCUAAGGAAGAGUUUCUUCAUUGGUUUACACCUAGAGAUGGUGUAAUGACUUGCUAUGUUGUCAAGAAUGACGAAGGAAAAAUCACGGAUUUAAUCAGUUACUACACACUACCAUCGACAAUUAUGAAGCAUCCUACUCAUAAAUCUUUAAAUGCUGCUUAUUCAUUUUACAACGUCAGUACAGUUACGCCAUUAAGUGAUUUAAUGCAAAAUGCUUUGAUUAUAGCGAAACAGAAUGGCUUCGAUGUUUUUAACGCUCUUGAUCUUAUGGAUAAUAAGGAAAUUCUUGAAAAAUUGAAGUUUGGAAUUGGUGAUGGAAAUUUACAAUAUUAUCUUUAUAACUGGAAAUGUCCCUAUAUGGAAUGUGAAAAGGUUGGCUUAGUCCUGCAAUAGAUGUUACUAAAGUGCCAUUUGUAUGCUUUCUGUGAAACUAUUCUGAAGAAGUUGUCAGAUAAUCAUCGUUUUCAUCAUUUUCUCGAGUUUUUUUAUACACAGUCGCCACGUGCGUUUUUUGAUUGACAUUUUCCUCUUGUGGAUUUCUACGAAAAAUAAAAUAACGAAAAAAUAUGUAGAGUCGUGUUGAUCAAAUCUCACUUGGAAUACGACAAUCACAUGAAAUGGUUUUUAUGUUUGGAUUAUGAACUCUGGCUUUUACGUCUUAUAACACAAACUACGCGUUAAACGUGUGUAUAAUUGUAGUAGAAAUUCAUCAUUUUUUAAAGUGUUAGGUUUACUGCUUUGUCUUUGACUUUUUAUGUCAAAGAAAUAUAAACUUGAUAUUCAACUCCGCAGUAAUUAUAUGAAAACUCCAACUGUUGA
This is a messenger RNA of Xenia sp. Carnegie-2017, 2051 nucleotides long. RefSeq names its product glycylpeptide N-tetradecanoyltransferase 2-like. The record is from RefSeq and is a predicted model, not a curated record. The coding region runs from base 180 to 1625 and encodes 481 amino acids. NCBI's taxonomy places the organism in Eukaryota, Metazoa, Cnidaria, Anthozoa, Malacalcyonacea, Xeniidae. Gene Ontology annotation, biological process: N-terminal peptidyl-glycine N-myristoylation. The transcript has 13 exons. Gene Ontology annotation, molecular function: glycylpeptide N-tetradecanoyltransferase activity. Gene Ontology annotation, cellular component: cytoplasm.